Messenger RNA from Triticum turgidum subsp. durum (durum wheat), 735 nucleotides. The record is from the annotation of a GenBank genome assembly. NCBI's taxonomy places the organism in Eukaryota, Viridiplantae, Streptophyta, Magnoliopsida, Poales, Poaceae.
AUGGUUUACUGCCUCACUCGGUUUGGGAAUGUUUAUGUGCUCCACCUACCGGAACGCCGCCGCCGCGAACCCGUCAUCAUCGAGGACCAGACAUUAGCAGAGGAUCUUGUAACGCGUAACAGGCGCAUCAUUCAAAUGCACAAUGCCGGAUCGGACCUGAACGCGCCGGCUAGCAUGCAACCACUGCUCUUGUCUUCGGCGAGCAGUUUCACCCCACUGUACAUCGCUGUUUCGGAUUUGACGAGUGCCAAGAACCUGGUGUUCUGCAAUGGCAACCUGUACCAGAUCUGGAGGAAUGCUACUUGUACCGUCACUUUGCAUCUGGUGGGAGGCAGUCAUCGCCGUAUAGAGGAGGAUGAAAUAUUUGUUCUCAAGUAUAAUCCCCGACGCAGGCCUUGCUGGGACGCGGUGGCUGACUUAGGGGGAUACUCGGUGUUUGUUGGGAGGAGCAAUGCGGUGUCAAUGCAUGCCGAAGGUGUUCCAGGGCUCAAGGGUAACUGUGUCUACUGGAUAGGUGGGAGAGGUAGGGAUCAAGGCAUGGUAUUUGACAUGGGGACCGGGAAAUCUACACCUUGCCUUCCCUCUACGGCCGGUGUCGUUCCGGGGCCUCUACAGUGCACAUUCUGCUGGUACUUUCCGAGGGAGGUAGUGAAUAACUGCAAUACAAAUGAAUUAGGUGUUUAUGGGACCGGAGCAAGGGUUCGGGCUCAACGUUCACAAGACAUGUCACAAUGA